GAUGACGAGAGUGUGUCCGGCCGUCAUCCCCCAGGAAUCCAAAACAAGAGUUGUGCAUAGGCGUUUGGGUGGCCGAGUGUUUUUACAAACACGUGUAAAGAAGUGUCGUUCUUUUUUAAAGACUUUUACAAACUCCUUCGCCGCAGUCCAGGAGACCGCGCCGCAAGCGACAGCUCGAUUCUCGGUGACAACCUACGCAGAACGGACGACUUUUGCAAUGGAAAUCCUCCGAACCUGUUGAACGGGGGCUGCAAUGUCAAAUAUUUAUACGCUUGAAAAAUCCUCUUUCAACCGUUUCGUCGGGGUACCAUGGAGCAGCCCAGCACGCAGCAAGAGCAGCAGCAGCCACCUUUGGGUGCAAGCGCAAUGCCGUUGGCACAGGGGGACCGCGUCAGCACUUCGGAGAAACCCCCGUGCCAAGUGCGGUCGCCGCAGGCCUGUCACUCGGAGACCACAGUUACCAGUCCUUCGAGCGAGGAGCCUCCCCAGUCCCUGUACCACAUUAAGUGGAUGCGAUGGAACAACCAGAAGACGCCCAUCAUCACACAGAAUGAGAACGGCCCCUGUCCGCUGAUUGCCAUCAUCAACGUGUUGACACUCAAAGGGCUCAUCAAGCUUCCACACACUCUUGAUGUGAUCACGGUAGAACAGCUGAUGGAGCAUCUGGGAGACUGCAUCCUGUCUUCGAUACCCAAGGACAUUCCGGAGAGUGCGCAGUUGAACUACGAGCAGAACAUGCAUGAUGCCAUGGCCAUCUUACCGAAGCUGCAGACUGGUUUGGAUGUCAACGUGCGGUUUACAGGGGUGAAGGACUUUGAGUACACCCCGGAGUGCAUAGUGUUUGACCUGCUGCGCAUCCCGCUCUACCACGGCUGGCUGCUGGACCCGGAGAGUCCCGAGGUGCUGGCGGCCGUGGGCAACUGCAGCUACAACCAGCUCGUGGAGAAGAUCAUCAACAACAAGUGCUCUCCCCAGCCAGAGGUCGUCACCGAAGCCCUCAUAGCGGAGACGUUUCUGGAGAGGACGGCCACCCAGUUGACCUACCACGGCCUGUGCGAGCUGAACACCACACUGAUGGAGGACGAACUGUGCGUGCUCUUCCGCAACAAUCACUUCAUCACCCUGCACAAACACAAGGACCACAUGUACCAGCUGGUGACGGAUCAGGGUUUCUUGAACGAGGCAGACGUCGUCUGGGAGACGCUCAUCAACGUGGAAGGGGACGGCCAGUUUGCCGACUCCGACUUUGUUGUCAAACCCCCGAAGCCGCGCAACCUGACGACGGAGCAGCAGAUCGACCAGGACUACCUGGUUGCUUUAAGCUUGCAACAGGAGCAAGAGAAAGGUGGCAGUGAAUGGUCCCAGGCGCGCUGCGACAACGCCGCCUCCUGGGCAGACGAGGAGCUUGCAAAGCAGCUGCAAGAGGAGGAGAACCACAGGGCGGGCUCAAGGUCCUCCGGAGGGCGCAGCAGUACGCCGCAGGGCGCCGAGGCCCACCAGCCUGGCACGAGCCACCCAAGCCCAGCCUCCAAGAAAGACGUACGACGCGCUUCUGCUUGUAGAUCUCUGUCGCAGUCCUUCGGCUCUGGGGUGCGCCGGUUGCUCACGCGUUGUUACACACUACCGUAAUGCCACGAGAGAUGC
Molecule: messenger RNA, 1644 nt
Organism: Ixodes scapularis (black-legged tick)
Lineage: Eukaryota; Metazoa; Arthropoda; Arachnida; Ixodida; Ixodidae
Product: ubiquitin carboxyl-terminal hydrolase MINDY-2
Exons: 9
Coding region: 310-1629 (439 amino acids)
Biological process (GO): protein K48-linked deubiquitination
Cellular component (GO): cell periphery; cytosol
Molecular function (GO): cysteine-type carboxypeptidase activity; K48-linked deubiquitinase activity; cysteine-type deubiquitinase activity
Source: RefSeq, a predicted model, not a curated record